Molecule: messenger RNA, 372 nt
Organism: Naegleria fowleri
Lineage: Eukaryota; Heterolobosea; Eutetramitea; Acrasida; Naegleriidae
Exons: 1
Coding region: 1-372 (123 amino acids)
Source: RefSeq, a predicted model, not a curated record
AUGUCCUCCACUCCAGCAGCACCAUCAUCAUCAUUACCAACCUCAUCAUCAUCAUCGGGAAGUAAUAGUAAAAAACAAGAGCCCUUGGUCUAUCGUGGAACUACUUUCGAAUACGUUCAAGAUUGUUUCCGAUACUACAAGACAUUGGCAGAACGAAAAAUUGAUAAUGUCAAACACUUUGUGGUUACCUAUCCAACCGUGUUCAUUUCAUACGCAAUUCUGUUUGGAAGUAUGGGACUUAUUUACUUCCGAGUGCAAAGAAAGGUUAAAUUGUCUCAUAAUGAAUUGAAGGCGAAUCUGGAGAAAGUAAAGAAACAACGUAUCUAUGAUUUGGUGAAAGAGGCUAAUGAAAUUAAACGAUUAGGAAAAUAA